This is a messenger RNA of Condylostylus longicornis, 1872 nucleotides long. Its product is annotated as mitochondrial-processing peptidase subunit alpha. Gene Ontology annotation, cellular component: mitochondrion. Lineage: Eukaryota; Metazoa; Arthropoda; Insecta; Diptera; Dolichopodidae. The record is from RefSeq and is a predicted model, not a curated record. The transcript is spliced from 6 exons. The coding region runs from base 106 to 1722 and encodes 538 amino acids. Gene Ontology annotation, molecular function: metalloendopeptidase activity; metal ion binding.
UAAUGGUAACACUGGGGAAUUCUAUAAACCUUUUAUAAAACUUAAUAGAGAUUCUUUAAUUCUUCUUGAUCCAGGGAUAUUUAGCGAGUCGAAGGCAUAUUGAUAAUGGCAAUUAGAUGGCGCAAGUUUACCAAACUUUUACAAGCAAAUAGGAACAUACAAUGUGGUCAAAAAUUUUCCACGUUGAAAGAAAACAUAUUGAGUGGGAAAGCGAGCUCCGGUGGCUGUACAAUUAAUAUUCCUUCCAAGGAAGUGGUAACGAAAUUACCACCUUUAUCAAAACCUUUGAUUGAAAUGCCUGACGUUGUAUAUGCAGCUGUAAGGCAAGAAGAAAAUGAAACGCAGGUAACUGAAUUAUCAAAUGGGUUAAUGGUAGCAUCUGAAAAAAGGUUCGGGCAGUUUUGCACAGUAGGAGUUGUUGUUGAUUCUGGUUCAAGGUACGAGGUAGCUUAUCCAAGUGGAAUAUCUCAUUUUCUUGAAAAAUUAGCUUUCAAUUCUACCCAAAAUUUUCGAAAUAAGGAUGCAAUUUUAAAAGAGUUGGAAAAAUACGGCGGAAUAUGUGAUUGCCAAAGUUCGCGCGAUACUUUUAUCUAUGCAUCAAGUAUUGAUAGCAAAGGACUAAAUACAGUUAUUCGAUUGCUAGGAGAUGUUAUUUUACGCCCUUUGGUAGAUACACAAGAAAUUGUUUUCGCGAAGCAAGCAGUAAAUUUUGAUUUACAAACUUUAGAAAUAAGGCCAGAGCAAGAUUUAAUAUUGAUGGACAUGAUCCACGCAGCAGCAUAUAAAGAAAACACUUUAGGUUUUCCAAAACUAUGCCCAAAAGAAAAUUUGGAUGCAAUUGACAGGAAUAUAGUAUUAAAUUAUUUAUCGAAUUACCACACCCCCGAUAGAAUGGUGGUAGCUGGAGUAGGGGUCGAUCAUAAAAUUUUAUGCGAGCAAGUUGAAAAGUAUUUUGUUGAAACGAAGCCAAUUUGGGGAAAAAAUGGUGUCGCAAAUGUGAAGCAAGCUGAUAAAUCAAUUGCGCAGUAUACUGGAGGGCUUCAAAUACAGCGGUGCGAUAUUCCAAAUUUUGCAGUUGCGGAGCUUCCAGAAUUAGCGCAUAUAGUUAUUGGUCUUGAAAGCUGUUCACACCAAGAUCCCGAUUUCGUAGCUAGUUGCGUACUUAAUAUUAUGAUGGGCGGUGGAGGUUCCUUCUCCGCUGGAGGUCCAGGAAAAGGAAUGUACACAAGAUUAUAUACAAAUGUUUUAAAUAAAUAUCAUUGGAUGUAUAGUGCUACUGCUUUGAAUCAUGCCUAUGCAGAUACAGGACUAUUUUGCAUACAUGCAAGUUCGCCGCCAAAUAACGUGCAAGAGAUGACGGAAGUUAUUACUAAAGAGUUAACAAAAAUGGCGACGCAACCAGAUCAGCAAGAAUUGAGACGAGCUAAAACUCAGUUGCAAUCUAUGCUGCUUAUGAAUUUAGAGGCACGUCCAGUUGUUUUUGAGGAUAUAGGGCGACAAGUGCUAGCUACCGGAAAAAGACGUGCACCUGAAAAUUUCAUAAAAGAUAUCGAAAAUGUUCAAGCGGAAAAUAUUGUUAAAAUAGCACAAAGGAUGCUGGAAUCGCCUCCUUCUAUCGCCGCAAGAGGUAAUGUUAAAAAUAUCCCUGAUGUUAAGGAGGUUCAAUUAGCUUUAUCAAGCGAUGGUAGACUCCCUGGCUCUAAAAGAAUUUUUUUUAAAUAAAAAAAUUAUUUGUAUAAAAUUAUAUUUAAAUUGUAUUUUUUGAGGAAACAAAGCUGGUUUAUUAAAAGCAAUGUCAUAAAAAAGAAUUAAAAGAAAUUACAGUUGCCAUACUUUUGAAAAUAUUCAUAAAGCUAAAAUAUCAAACGAAAA